ACAUUGAAGAUGCUCCAGUAAAUGAAGGAAAGACCUCUGCCGAGACCUUUUCACAUGAGAAUGAUCAACUAUUCCAAGAGGAGGGAGAUCCUGACAUUCAAGAAGGUGGUCCAUUAAAUGAAGCAAAGACCUAUAACGAGAUAAAGUCAAACGAAAGUGAUGAUGAGCUCAGGCAUGAAGAGGAAGAAAAGGAAAGGUUGAUCGCCAACAGCCUUGGGAGUAUGCUGUCCCUGUUUAUCAGAAAGGGAAAUAGUGGAGCACAGAAAACUGAGACCUUGCAAGGUCAGCAUUCCCAUGGCAACAGUUCAGACAAGAAUGACAGCACAGGCACUGAUGGUAUUAAUGAAGCUGCUGCUGAUGUAAGCACACCAGUCGGGCAGAAAUCCUUGAUGGAGGAUAAGGAACAAGUGGAAGAUCAGGCAGCAAAGGAGACCAAAACUGAUGAUAGCAAUUUAGAAGAAACUGCUAGUGAUUCCAAGAGUGUAAUCUGCCAGAAAGAAGAAAAUGAUUCAGUGAAGGAUAAAAAUGAAAGCAUAGCUGACGAAUAUGGAUCCUAUAUUAAAGUCACAUUAUCUGGAUUUUUCCUGUGUGAGGUUUGCUUAUCAGAGAUGAAUGGCUUGCCAUCCUUAGCACUUCAUGUCAGUGGUAUGAAACAUUUAAAGAGAGUGGCUGUUUAUGAGAAGAAUAAAGCAUUGAUUUGCGCAGAUGGAAGAAACCUGGCCCUACAGGAGAUGCAAGAACAGAAAAACAGUAAUGAAGUCAAGAGCAAGGAUAACAUGACAAAAUCUAAUAACAGAAACAAAAGAGAUGAAGAGAGAGAGAAAAUCCGAUAUAGAAAAGACGACAGAAGUAGAGAUAGAGAAAGAGUGAGAGGCCAGUACAGAGGGACAGAUACAGAGAUGUAA
Molecule: messenger RNA, 905 nt
Organism: Penaeus vannamei (Pacific white shrimp)
Lineage: Eukaryota; Metazoa; Arthropoda; Malacostraca; Decapoda; Penaeidae
Source: RefSeq, a predicted model, not a curated record